CCACUCGCGAGAACCUCGUCCGCCUGCCCAGCAUCGCGUGUAUCCCGUACGUAUACUUGAACCGCAGCCCCUGUAUUUUAGAAUAUUUUUGAAUAAGAGCCCGCUGGGAGCUCGUCCACCGCUGUGUCCUCCACCGCCACAGCUCAGUCGCCCCGCCAUUGUUCUUUGGGCGUUCCCGUCUCGUGUUUCGUGUUCUGUGGUUAUGGACAACCUUCUGAGCCAGCCAUAUAUGCCGGGCCCAGGAGCUCCAGCUCCUGCCCCAGGCCAGGCUCACCCUCUUCCCCAUCCACAACACCAGCAUCAGCAGCAGCAGCAGCAGCAGCAGCAGCAGCAUCCGCAGCACCAGCAUCCACAGCCCCAUUCGCAUACCCUCUCCCAAAUCCAGAUCCAGCCUCAGCUACAGCCUCCAUCUCAGGCACAGGCACCAAUAACUCUUCCUCCUGUAUGGCAGCCGCAUCCGGAGCCUGAGCAUACCUCUCUCACCCUCGAUGGCUUUGAAUAUGUCCUUGAGGUCGUGCAGCAACCUAUACGCGCGCGUAUGUGCGGGUUCGGCGACAAGGAUCGCCGUCCCAUCACUCCUCCACCCUGUGUUCGUCUCAUUGUUAGAGAUGCCACCACAAAACAAGAAGUAGAAGCAGAUGAAAUUGAUACAACGUUCUUUGUUCUUACCGUUGAUCUUUGGAAUGCAGAGGGUGAUCGUGAAGUCAAUCUUGUUAGACAUUCUGCGACCUCACCUUCCAUCUCAACUGCAACAUCGUCUUCUUUCCCACCACCAGCCCAGAACAUGGCCCCAACGGGCCAGGCCUAUUCCUCCUAUCAACACCAAAGCAUGUAUAACCAGCCACCACCGACCACUUACUCCUACUACCCAACCCAGAGCUAUGCAGCGCAGGCAGGGAUGCCAUAUCCUGCUCCUCAGUCUGGUCCUGCCCAGAGUUACUAUCCUCAUGUCAAUCAAGGAUACUACACAUCUCAAUCACAGCAGCCGGUUGUACACCAUUUACCUCCUGCACCUGUCGGCAUGUUUACUCGCAAUUUAAUUGGAAGCCUGAGCGCGAGCGCUUUCAAACUUUCUGAUCCAGCCGGAAAGCUUGGAAUAUGGUUCAUCCUGCAGGACCUCAGUGUUCGUACUGAGGGAAUGUUCCGAUUGAAAAUGAACUUUGUCAACGUGGGAACUCCCCAACAAGCUCUCAGUCGCUCUGGAAAUACUUCAAGCAGUACCCCAGUCCUUAACCACGGCUCAGCUCCAGUUCUUGCGUCUGUCUAUUCAGAUGUUCUGCAAGUCUUCUCGGCAAAGAAGUUUCCCGGUGUCAUUGAGAGCACACCGUUGAGCAAAUGUUUUGCUAUUCAGGGAAUAAAAAUUCCGAUCCGCAAGGAUGGUGUUAAAGGUGGUAGAGGAGGCGGUGCUGCCAUGAUGCUAAAAGGUGAUGAUGGCGAUGGUGACGAACAAUAUGACGAGUAGAAAGUUAUGGGUUCUCAUCUGUUUGCGACUUUGCGUGCAUCAGCCACGUCUUUAUAAAAAGCAGGAGUGACGGUGCAGUACCUCCGUAUAUCCCCACAUGACGUUUCCAGUGGUUUUUUAAAUACUCGUUCGAUCGGUCGUUAUUUGUUAAUUACUGGGGGUUACGGUUUAUCUCUCAAGUACUUUAAUCUCGGGUUUGGUGCGUAAUGUUGUAUUAUAACUUGUGUAUAUAACCUUCACCAUCAGCUCUAGUUCGUAACACCGCAAUACAAUUAGAAUUGCGCGAAUGCCUACCUUUGAGUAGCUAUCUGGAAGCCAGCUUAUUACGAUAUGCUAGGAGAUCAUACCAGGAAUCGAGAAAUGAGUACUAAAUGCAUGUACGCACAAAAAUGCAUUUUGCUUAGUAUUCGCAGAGCGGUGAAAGUAAUGGCCAGGCGCAGCUUGGAUAGAGAACAGUAUCUUUCAAGCCACACAUUUGCAGGAUCAACGUAAUUAUUACAAGGUAGGUAUAUACAUGCAUCUAUACAUACAUGUGAAGAAAGGAGAUGAAUUACAUUAAUAUGUAGGUGCAUUCUAAAUAUCACUGUCGUUUGAAGUGGGUAUCUUGCCUUAUAAAACACGAAAAAAAAGGGGCUGGUGCAGGGCAUAAACGUAACAAACUCCCAGUGAGUAAAUAUAUGGAAAAAAAAAAAAAAAAAAAGAUGCGGGUCAGUAAAGAACCCAGUGUUUCCCCAGUGAUAAGAAUCGAACCAAGGAUGCCAGGAAGUGAGAGAAUCACCUAUCGAUUAACAAAGAAAUAAAGGUGAAAGAAACUGGUUGAGUCCUGGUGAUGAGUCGUUAUCCCUUCCCCUGCUCAGAAGGCCUGCUCCCAAAAAGAGAGAGAGGUAGAGAGAUAGAAAAAAUAAAUUCGAAACGUAUGGCCACAAAAAAGCAUUUGCUGCAAGACGUAUGAAAUCAUUUCCACUCGCCUCCCCAUGGUUGACCCGGUUGGGGAGAGGGACCCCUGGCAAUCACAGCUUGAUCAAUAGAAGUCGAGGAGGAAGGUGGUCCAUUAUUGUCUAAUCCAGCAGGCUCAUGGGUAAUUUCAAUCGUGGUCUGUUGGUACACUUUACCAAAACCACCCUUCUCAAGCUGGUCAAUGAUGUCGUCUGUUGAUUGAUCGGCAAAAAAGGCUGGACCCUUCCCAUUGUUCUUGUUCAACUUCUUGAGCUCGUAUCCCUUGGGUUUCCGAGAAUCCGGGACGGUAGACGUUAUCUGGCUAUGACGGCCAUUCGAGCCGGAGCCUCCCUUUUCAGACGGCCGAGAUAACUCAGAGUCAAGUAGCAGUGCUUUGCGAGUCAAUGUAUACAUGAUAACGUCGACGGUGCCAGAACUAGCGAUAAUAGCAGCAGCAGCACAAAGGUAGGUGAGCGAGGGAUUAUUUCCUUGCAUGCUUGCCAUUCGGGCUGCGGCAAUGGGGAGGGAGAGGAGAAGAUAUGCGAGGGGGUAGAGAACCAUAUAGCCUGUGACCCGACUGAGUCUGCCAAAAUUCUCCCUCUGCCCACGGGCUAGCGCAGCCGACGCUUUCAUUUUUCGCCGAAGAUAGAAGAACAGGAUGGCGUAAAGCAUGAUAGAGCCAAAUUCCGAGAAUAAGACCCAGAGGUAAUGGGCCCAAAAUCGUUCGGCUUCGAAGUCGUCAUCAAUCCAACACUAUGAAAUUCUGUUAGCAUCAUAACCGUGAUAACAAGCAAGAAGAAUUGUCGUAGACGAGUGAAGCAGGGUAGGAAAGGGUUCAUACCCAUGCUCCAGAUGGAACGUAUGUGCGCCUUCCAUGUCUGAUAGUUGGGAUCAAGACAAGGAGAAGACAGAAGCACCAAAGCCCAAUGAUACAGCUUACAGUCAGCCUGUAUGAUAGUUUUCUCCCAGCAACGACUGUUGCAAAUGUAUGGACUGCGAUUGCGACGACGAAUAAUCCACUUGACGGGUCACCUAACUGCAGCAGCCAUCCUUGGAUGAAGCAAAAAGGGGAGCUAGCAAACAGACCAUCACUCUGUAUCCAAUGGGCUGAAAUGAGAAACCCAAGGGCAACAUGGAGAUCCGCCAGCAGCAGGUUGUAGAUGAGAACAACAAACUGAUUAUGCCCAAGAUAGGACCCGUCAUGUUUAUGCCAGAAUAGAAGCCGAUGUGUGAGGAGGCCCAAUAACCCUAGAACCGCAACGACAGCGACUAAUGAUGCCACCACCACCAUGAUGGUUCCCUUCCGGAAGU
Messenger RNA from Trichophyton rubrum CBS 118892, 3709 nucleotides. RefSeq lists its product as uncharacterized. NCBI's taxonomy places the organism in Eukaryota, Fungi, Ascomycota, Eurotiomycetes, Onygenales, Arthrodermataceae. Bases 203 to 1462 code for a protein of 419 amino acids. The transcript has 4 exons. The record is from RefSeq and is a predicted model, not a curated record.